Molecule: messenger RNA, 1173 nt
Organism: Limanda limanda (common dab)
Lineage: Eukaryota; Metazoa; Chordata; Actinopteri; Pleuronectiformes; Pleuronectidae
Gene: mixl1
Product: Mix paired-like homeobox
Biological process (GO): regulation of transcription by RNA polymerase II
Molecular function (GO): DNA-binding transcription factor activity, RNA polymerase II-specific; RNA polymerase II transcription regulatory region sequence-specific DNA binding
Source: RefSeq, a predicted model, not a curated record
AUGUCUGCAGUUCAUGGGAAUAUGCGCGUCGGGGAUCUGAAUCAUUUCCAGAUGUUUCACGAAGGGCCUCUGCAGAUGAACAACAUGGUGAAGACAGAUUUUGGAGCUUCAGAUGUGACAAACUACUACAACUCAGCAAACUCGGCACCCAGGGCGGAUAAAUGCGUGGCCAUACUGACGCACAGGAGGAAGAGGACUAACUUUACGCAGCAGCAAAUCGAGGUGCUGGAGAAAGUUUACUCAGACACCAAGUAUCCUGACAUCUACCUGCGGGAGAGACUGGAGGCUCUGACCGGGCUACCGGAGUCCAGGAUUCAGGUGUGGUUUCAGAACAGAAGAGCCAAGUCUCGUCGCCAGGUUGGCUCAUCAGUGUCGAUGAAGGUCUCCAAUCCACCAGCAGCUGGGCCCUUUGGCCAAAUCCAGAGUAGGAUGGGUCCUGAGAAAGGUAAUUACGUCUUACUCAAAUAUGCCUGUUCAGUUAUAGUGUGGCACCACAAAAAUAUGUUACUCCGAAAAUAUGGUUAUUUGUUACUGAAAUACCCUUAAUUUGACUUAAAAAUCACCUAUAAUACACCUUUUUGGUUUUGUUUUUCAGUUUAUGACAACAAUCUAAGUGCAGAGCCACACAGGAUUGGUGGUUUUGGAUUAGAGGACAGUUUCAGACCCUCAAUGCACCAGAACAGUGAGGACCCACACCGGACCAGUCUACCCAUCAAACCCAGCAGCUACGAACACACAUCCGGCUCCUGCAUCUACGAGAAGGAGGGGGCCGGUGUGAAGUCCGAGCAGAUGCAGCGUCACAAGCUGAGCGUCAACGUCCCGUGUUGUAACAUCCACCUUUAUCCGAAGGAGAGCGAGCAUCCCCCCAGGAUCGAGGCCAACUUGGCAGACAACCAGGGGCCACAGGUUCUGGUGGAAUAUGACAAUUUCCCUCCCAACAAAACCAUUGGACCAGAGAUGAAAGUUGUGAUCCCACCCCUACCGACCCUCAGUAACUUUAGCAGGUCGUCGCCAAAGGAUAACGGAUGCCAGCUCCAGUUCCCACACGUGAGGGCCACGGGCGACAGGUUCAGCCAUUUCUCACCGAUCCACGCCGUCGAGGCUCGGGACUUCACCGACUCAGACUCUGACUGGGAAAACGAGGCCAUGGCUGGGUUCAGUGGCUUUAUGUGA